AUGCAUACGCGCGACCGCUUACGUCUCUCGAUCCUCCCCCAGAACGCCGAAGAACCUGUCCAAUACGAAGAGUUCGUCCGCGAGCAGAUCGCCCGAGAUGACAAGGAGUGGAAGCGCUUACAGGAAACAUGUGACCGUGUUUUUGACCAGCACCUACAAAGCCAUGAAGCCCUUCGCCGUGCCAAGGCGGUCCUGGAGGCAGAGAAUGCCGACUUGAAGCAGCAGAUUCUUGACCUUAACAGGGAGCUCGAAGAAGAGGCCCCCGUGACAGCUGAACUUCGCCAGAAGCUUGAGGAGGUUACUGCAGAACGAAACGAGAUGGCUCUCCGCCUUGCCCGCAAAGGCAGCCAUGCUAUGUCUGUGGUAUCUGCAACAAGUGCCCCGAAAUCCCAUAAGAUUGCCGAUCCUGAGCAGUUGUCAGAUGGCAAGGAAGACCCAAAGUUUGAAGAGUGGCUACUUGCUAUGGAACGUAAGCUAACCGUUAAUGCGGACCGUUUCCCUACCGAGUACGGCAAGAUUACCUACAUCCUAAGCCGCACAGCAAGAACCCAUACCAGACUGGAGAAGAAGUCUUCGACCACCUGA
Messenger RNA from Aspergillus nidulans FGSC A4, 585 nucleotides. RefSeq lists its product as uncharacterized. Bases 1 to 585 code for a protein of 194 amino acids. The transcript has 2 exons. Lineage: Eukaryota; Fungi; Ascomycota; Eurotiomycetes; Eurotiales; Aspergillaceae. The record is from RefSeq and is a predicted model, not a curated record.